This is a messenger RNA of Ectocarpus sp. CCAP 1310/34, 3355 nucleotides long. NCBI's taxonomy places the organism in Eukaryota, Phaeophyceae, Ectocarpales, Ectocarpaceae. The record is from the annotation of a GenBank genome assembly.
AGACCGCGCCGUGCCAGGCAUUUAAGGGCCGAAGAGGUGCCGUUGUAUUGACAGGCCGGGGACGCGGAGAAGGACAAGGGGUUGAGCGGGGGGCUGCAAUGAAGCACUCCCUUCAAACGUAAGAGGUCGGGCAGCUACCAGCAUCAGGACGCAGGCACACGCAUGUCUGCCUCGAGGAAGAGGACGGUUGCAGUCGGGCUAAUUUCCACCCUGCUCGGUGUCCCUGCCGCUUACGCGGGAUGGGAAUGGGCGGAGAACACUCGCCUCCUUAACCAGAUCACACGCUCUUUCAUCAGCCCAGAACUGGGAGAAGCGCUGCAGAGUAUCAAGGGGGUAGUGACGGCGUUCGAGAGAGACCUUCGCACCGACGUAAAGUGGGAUUGGAAGAGAGAUCGGGUUCCCAACGCCUUGGUCAACCUUUUAGUUCUCAACACGGUCCACGAGAGAGCCGCGUCACUACAAGCCCCACCCAAGGCUGGGUUGAAGGCUAACCUUUUGCCGAGUGAUGAAGCUGUCGGUAAGGAGGCCGCGAGGUACAUGCGCUUUGCGAGCGCCGCGUACGGGAUAUUCAUGCUCAAGGGCGCUAACGUGAUGAGCUGGGACUCUGGAUGGCCUCCGGUGCACAAGUUCUCGGUCCUGGAGCUCAACAAGUGGUGCAUCACCAAGCACUGCGGCAUCCAGGACUCGGACCUGGUGAAGAUGAACACUUUGGGGGAGCGCGAACUCCACAUGCCGGCGUACGUGCUGACAGUCGACCACGCCACCGAAAGCGUUGUGCUGUCUAUCCGUGGUACAUUCUCCAUGCAGGACACGGUCACCGACUUGGUGUGCGAUAGCGCAGACUUCAUGGGAGGAUCAUGCCACCGCGGUCUGCGCCAGGGAGCGGAGAUGCUUCUGGCCGUUGCGAAGAGUGACGUGCUCCAACAACUCAACCGGCACAGGGGUUACCGGCUGGUGGUCACAGGUCACAGCCUCGGCGGAGGAGUCUCGAUACUGCUGACGAUGAUGCUCCUUCGUAGGAGGAGCGAGCUCGGUUUGGGCUCAACCCGCGUGCUCUGCUACGCCUUCGCGCCCCCGCCGGUUUUCGGCCCUCUCGAGAAACUCUCGGGAGAAACGCAAUGGGCGAUCCGAUCCUUCGUCUUCGGCAAUGACAUGGUCUCCAGGAUGUCUCUGGCCAGCGCGUACGAGCUGUUCCGCGACCUGAAGGAGGUGGAAAGAAUCGGCGCGAGCUUGCCGCAGCGUCUCGGUUACCUCGUCAACGAGCACCGUCCGCGGUUGUCAAUCCACGACGACGGCCUUGGCGACGUCCGGAUGCGAGUGGCCUAUCGCUACGCCACAAUCCUCCACCGAACACGCUCUCGGGGGGGCAACAACAAACGGGGGGGCUACCGUAGCAGCCAACGAGGCGCGGGGGGCAAGCGGGGCGCGGGCGCAACGAGCGUCCACCCGGUAGAGGACUUUGUUCGAAACAAGCUUGCAGAGGGGUUUACGGAGACUGGGGCGGCGAGGGGGGCUUACCAAAAACGCGACAGGGACGGCGGCGUUGGGCCAAGAAUGGCAUCCGAGGAUGCCUGGAGGACGGGCCGCGAGCUGGAAGUGCGCAAGUCUUCCUCCGAGCGCGGUGGGGGGGUUGAAGCGGACGGCGGGAGCGCAGAUCGGUACACGAGACUGUUGAUUCCUGGCACAAUUUACCACAUUAGAAAAUUGGGGCCGGAGAGCGCCGCCGCUGCCUCCGCUGGUGUGUGCUCUGAGAACCCCGUGGGCUUGAGGUCGAAGCUGUACUGGAUGGAGAGGCAGCAGCCGGAAGAGUUCGAAAGGCUUCUCAUGGUUGACACGGCCAUCGUGGACCACCUUCCUUUGGCCUACGAAGACGCUCUGCAUGCCCUGUACGGCGACGGGCUUCCUCGUAGAUGAAUAUUUUACUCGAAUAUUCGUUAGUUCAGUCGAGACGACGACCAAGUGGCCGCCAAAACGACGGUACGGUAGUCGCAGUCAGUAGCGUCUCGAGGAAGCGAGGCGCGCCCAGAGUUAUCGUCAAGGUCAGGUAGGUUGCUGAGCAAAGAUUUCUAUGAAUGCGAUUCCGCGAAUGAGUUCGCUACACAGGACGCCUGACAUAUCAGAAUUCAGCGGCUGCGGCACUGCUGUUGGGCCAAUAGGCACAAUGCGGGCACAUAUUUGUCCUUCGCGGCGUUAACACCUGUAGCGUGUGUACGGUAUGAAUAUGUUUGUUCACCCGUCCCCUUCGGACCAUUUAUAUGUCACAGAAGUGGGGAGUCCACUCAACAGGCGGGAUUAUAUGUAUGCGUUGUUUGAGUCUUGCGAGUUUUUACCUCGCGUGCACAGGUGUAAGUAUGUACAGGUCUGACGUCCCGCGGAUGGGUGUCUAGAGCAUCAUGACGGUGCGAUGGCGUGAAGACGGUGGUCUGUGUGUGUUAGAGGACAGAGCACAUAAUUUGAUCAAGCGACCUCGCGAUAAGGCGACAAGCUGGUUACGACAGUGGGCGGAGUGAGCUCAGGGAUUCGGGCUGGUAAAGGGGCGUUCAGGCACACGUGGAGGUAAUGGUGGGAUAUUCGCGAUGGAUCUUUACGAAGGUUGUGUGGUGGGUUGGGGGGGUGAUUGAUUUCCAGGUUUCAUCAAUCCGUUUGCGCCGCAGGCAAGGCAGAAAGACAUUGCCCUAUCUCGUUGCAGGUUAUGAGUAGUACUGAAGCCAGCACAUGUAUUGAACGCCAGGGGUUGUUGGUGACGGCAAGUGGUGGAGCACACCGCAGCAGGCGAUCGUCGACGAACGGCGGUGAUGUUAGUAACAGCACGACCAACACCGCUGCUUCGCUCUUAGCUACCGUAAGAGGCGGAGAGGAGAGAUGGCAUGUAUUCCCCCUUGACAGAUUUUCAAAACUCGAUUGCUCCACAACCAACCAAGCUUGUGCCAACACCGAAAGCGGUGGUAUUGGAAUCAUUUCGUCGACGGCUUUCCGUAGACCCAUCGGGCUCUUUAUGGUCCCCUUUGGUUACGGAGCAAUGGAGCUUUGGAAGUCGGUCUACAGGGGGUGCCAUCUAUCCGCCCUUUACGGGAUGUAGCCGACCCCAUGCAUGGGGUACCGUUGUGGGGCGCAUCCGUCAUCCUCCGUCUUCAGCGAUGCCUACAGUAGAAACCUGGACUUCCUCGGCUUUUUCUCGGUUAUCAGGACGUAUAUGUACAUCAUGUUUGUUGUGUCGUAUGGUGUUCCUUCCCCACCCUCAUGAAAACAUACAAAGAGAACGCCCACCGUGGUUUGCAUUAACAGGCACACACCCUCAACUCGUCCCGCAACGAACCGUAGAUACAUCCAUCUCUCUCAUUGCACAUCCGUGCGA